CGCUCGGCGGGGGCCGCACGGGCAAGAUGGUGUGUGCUCGGGCGGCCCUCGGUCCCGGCGCGCUCUGGGCCGCGGCCUGGGGAGUCCUGCUGCUCACGGCCACCGCGGGGGCGCAGCGCGGCCGGAAGAAGGUCGUGCACGUGCUCGAGGGCGAGUCAGGCUCGGUGGUGGUGCAGACGGCGCCAGGGCAGGUGGUCAGCCACCGAGGCGGAACUAUCGUCUUGCCCUGCCGUUACCACUACGAGGCAGCUGCCCAGGGUCACGACGGCGUCCGCCUCAAGUGGACCAAGGUGGUGGACCCGCUGGCCUUUGCUGAUGUCUUCGUGGCACUGGGCCCCCAACACCGGGCGUUUGGCAGCUACCGCGGGCGGGCCGAGCUGCAGGGGGAUGGGCCCGGGGACGCCUCUCUGGUUCUCCGAAACGUCACACUGCAGGAUUACGGGCGCUAUGAGUGUGAGGUCACCAAUGAGUUGGAGGAUGACACUGGCAUGGUCAAGCUGGACCUGGAAGGUGUGGUCUUCCCUUACCACCCCCGUGGAGGCCGCUACAAGCUGACCUUCAUGGAGGCGCAGCGCGCAUGCGCUGAGCAAGACGGCAUCCUGGCGUCGGCCGAGCAGCUGCACGCGGCCUGGCGCGACGGCCUGGACUGGUGUAACGCGGGCUGGCUGCGCGACGGCUCCGUGCAGUACCCGGUGAGCCAGCCCCGGGAGCCCUGCGGCGGCCUGGGCGGGGCCGGGAGCACCGGGGUCGGCAGUGGUGCCUCCGGGGGCGUGCGCAACUACGGCUACCGCCAUAAUGCUGAGGAACGCUACGACGCCUUCUGCUUCACAUCCAACCUCCCGGGGCGCGUGUUCUUCCUGAAGCCGCUGCGGCCAGUGCCUUUCUCAGGAGCAGCGCGCGCGUGCGCGGCGCGCGGCGCGGUCGUGGCCAAGGUGGGGCAGCUGUUCGCCGCGUGGAAGCUGCAGCUGCUGGACCGCUGCACCGCGGGCUGGCUGGCCGACGGGAGCGCGCGCUACCCCAUCGUGAAUCCGCGCGCGCGCUGCGGCGGCCGCCGGGCCGGCGUGCGCAGCCUCGGCUUCCCGGACGCCACGCGCCGCCUCUUCGGCGUCUACUGCUACCGGGCGCCCGGCGCGCCGGACCCCGCACCCGGGGGCUGGGGCUGGGGCUGGGCCGGAGGCGGUGGCUGGGCCGGAGGCGCGCGCGACCCCGACGCCUGGACCCCGCUGCGCGUCUAGACCCGGGCGCGGAUGGCCGAGGUGCGGACAGCUGGGGCCCUCGGCAGCUGGCUGAGUGCCUUGCGGUCCCUUGGAGGCGGACCACGCCCCUGAAGACUGGCCACGCGCCCUGCGGUGCCUCCUGCGGGCCUUGAACACUGGCUACACCCCCUGAGAUCCCCAGAGCCUGGUCAGUCCCUGGAGACAUGUCCCUUGGAAUCCCCCCGGAGACUGACCAGGCCGCACCUCUCCUAGACGGUGGAUUUCUCCUCCUCCCCUGACACACCCCCUGAAGACCCCUGGAGGCCAAUAGACCCUGAGGUCCCCUGAAGACUGGCCACGCCUCCCAAGGUCACCUGAAAACAGACGGAACCACUCCCGAGGUCUCCUGGAGGCUGGACCCCCGGGAUUGUCUGGAGACUGCCCACAAGUCCUUUGCAUCUCCCUGGAGACUGAAGACUGUUCCCUUAACGGUCACCUGGACACUGAACCCUCCUCCCCAUCACUUGUAGAGAAACCAGAAACCUCAGAGUUCGCCAGAUGACCAUGCUACUGUGGUCCCAUGGAGAUUGGGCUCCUGUUCUCUUCCCUACGGUGACCUAUAGAUUGGGUACUCCCAUUCUUCCCCACUCCCCAUGAGUCCCCCAAAGUUUCCUGAGUAACAGGCCACGGUCUCUAGGUCACCGUGGAGAACAACAGCCCCACCCCUCUAGUUUAAGGGGACCACCCUUGUCUGUCACCUGAAGACAAACUGACAUGCCCCCCAGCUGGCCCGCAUGCCUGGCGGCCAUGCCCCACUCCCUGGGUAUUUCUCUGAAGGGAGCAAAUCCGCCCCCACCUGACAGCCCCUUUCCUGGCUGUCACCAAAGAAACCACCACCCCAUCCCACUCCCUACCUCCACCCCAAACCCCACCCCACCCCCCUGCCCAGGGACCCAUAAGAUCUAUGUCACUCGCUAUGGAGACAAGCCACCCCGUUUGCCAUUGUUUCCAAGACGACCAGCCCAGCUUCUACCUGUCGCCUAGAGUCACACAGUCCUCCCCUCAUCAGUCACACUCAUGGAGAUGGUGCCUCCCUCCUCUAGCUGUAACCAUGGAUACCACACAUUUUACAUCUCACCAGCCCCCACCCCAGAGACCUACAACUUCACUUCCGGCUGUCUCCUUCCUGACCAACAGCCGUGGAGAUCACCCUCUCUCCAACUGGCCAGAGAGUGACCCAACGUUUGGUUCUCCAGCUUUCACCGUGGAAACAGGCUGCCCCUUUCCCCAGGCCCACCCCAGCUCCUUACCACUCUGCAAGCUCCGCACCCAGUUGGCUUGGACCCCAUAGCUGUUGCCGUGGAGACCAAACUCUGAUGUCUGAGGUAACAGAACACCUGUCCCCCUAGGAUUUCUCUGGUCGGCAGGGCCCUGCCCCACCGAGUUGUAACUAUAGAGACAGUCAACACUGUCCACAUGACAACCGACUUCCCAGCUCUCAGGAACUUCUCACCAUGGGCUGGAACUGCGCCCCCUGUGUGCCCUGGCCCUUUGAGCUGGGCAAGCACUGGGCUCCCCUUUUCCUCUCUCAGACCACGUUCCCAUUCUCACCAAGUUCCUCUCUCCUUCCCUAACACCCCCCCCACACACACACACACAGGCACACACAUAUUCCUCCUUAGAGAUCCAGGAAAGGGAGUGUCCUUAAACCUCAAAAUCCACCCUGAGCUCUAAGGGGCAAUUCGUGCUAAGUCAGGACCCAGCCAAACUCCCCAUUGUUGAGAGCCAGCUGGAGGAAACAGUCCAUGAACAGGGCCACUGCAGCGGGGGGAGACCGCAGUUCUGAGGUCUCGCCUGGAGUAACACUGGGGUCCCUCCUAGAGCCCUCCUUAUUGUCACAUCCAUCUCAAGGAAACCCAUCUGUGAGUUUUGGAACCAGGUGUGCUUGGGUUCGAAUCCUGCUUCUGUAACCAAGUGACAAAAUCCCUGAGCUGUUUCCCACUCUGCACUAGGGCUGUUCUGAGGUCCCAGGGACUGCAAGCAUAGAGCAGGGGCUCAAUCUUUGUGGGGUUUUUUUGAUGAAUGAGUAAAUGAGGCAGCCAGUGGGUAA
This is a messenger RNA of Diceros bicornis minor, 3306 nucleotides long. RefSeq names its product hyaluronan and proteoglycan link protein 4 (gene HAPLN4). The transcript has 5 exons. The record is from RefSeq and is a predicted model, not a curated record. Lineage: Eukaryota; Metazoa; Chordata; Mammalia; Perissodactyla; Rhinocerotidae. Gene Ontology annotation, biological process: cell adhesion. Gene Ontology annotation, molecular function: hyaluronic acid binding. Bases 27 to 1235 code for a protein of 402 amino acids.